AAUGACACAAUACAUCAAUAUGAUCGAAAAGGAUCUGAAUGAGAAUGGCAUAGAUAAAAGAAUAAGAGAUACUGUAGAAGAGCUAAAAAAACUCAAUAGCAACCCAGAUCUAAAUGAGAAGAAUGUGAUCAAAUUGAUGAGUGAAUUUGUACCUUUCAUUACGAAAUCAUCAGGUGUGAACUACCAAUAUAAUGGCCCUAUAGCUUUUGGCCUUUACACCUUUCCUGCAUUUUGUACUUUAUUGCAUAUAGCGGCCAGAUUUAACUAUGAUAGAAUAACAGAUUGUCUGAUAAAAGCAGGAGCGGAUGUUAACCCAGAAGAUGCAGUGCUGUGCACUCCUUUACAAUAUGCUGCUAUAAAUGGCAAUAUAGAAGUAGUAAAAGUCCUCAUUGACAACGGAGCAGAUGUCAAUACACCUAAUCAAUGGGGAAAAACUCCCUUAGAACAUGCACUUGAAGAAGACCAUCUAAAAGUUGCAGAGCUUCUAAUAAGUAAAGGCGCAAAUCAAUCAUGUGUUCCGGCAUACAUUAAUAAAAGAACUCACGAGAAAGGUAAAGCACCUGCUUUCAUUGUGGCAGGCAUAUCAGCUAUUGUAAUUCAACAAGUCCUUUUUCAUAACACUGAAUUAUCUAAAUAUGCAAUAAUUGGGGCAACUAUAGCAUCUAUGAUUUUAGCGGGUGGUAUUGUCUACGGAAUUGCAUAUAUGUGGUCAAAACAUGAACUUAGUAGCACAUUAAAGGAAGUGAAAGUAGAUGAUGGAUCCUCAGCUGAGAAAUUUAAGUUACACAUUGAUUAA
This is a messenger RNA of Cinara cedri, 796 nucleotides long. The record is from the annotation of a GenBank genome assembly. NCBI's taxonomy places the organism in Eukaryota, Metazoa, Arthropoda, Insecta, Hemiptera, Aphididae.